GUGGUUACACAAACCGAAUAAAACCGACGAAAAUCACGAAGUAACGACGCCUGAUCGCAAUAUUUACUGUUCCUUAAACCAAUUACACACCAUAUUUGUUUUUGCUACUCCUAUAUACACCACUUUAGUCGGCAUACAUUUUCGACGCUUUGCGAAAUAUUUAAGAUAUAUAGAAAUUUUUACGCAAAAAAUGACCCACAACAAAGAUGAAAAUGAAAAAACUAUCGUUGAAGGUAAAAAAUUGGAAAUCGAAGAGACAUACCAAUGUAUGUGUACUGUGGUGAACCAGUUGAAUGUGGAAUGGCAGAAUGUCUCAUCUGUAGCACAGCUUUUGGCGCCAUCUAUGCAGCAGACACGCACGAGAUUAGUAACACUAUGUAAGUAUCUCAUUUUUAGAGAUCAUCAGGACAUUGGGAAAAAGGCACGUGACGUUUUGUGGCACUUUGGCUAUAAUAAAAUUAUAUUAUACGCAAGGAAAAAUUUAAACAAUGAGUAUCAAAAUGGAGUGCCUCAUGAAGUCCUGGUCAUUCUAAUAAAAAUAUAUGGCCUACUGUGCAGUGGUAUCAAAAAUUAUAAAUUUAUUUCGAUUAACAUGGAGAAAAUUUACGAUUUGGAUAUAAAAUAUUUAAUUGAUUUCAAUACUAUCAGCGAAAGUAUAAGUUAUGAAAUGUUUAAUAACAAUUUAUAUGAUUAUUGUGAUAAUGAUAUUGGUAUGUUCGACAUAAUGGUGGAUAAAACUAAUAUAGAUGCAAUAGCAUUCGCUCUGGAUACCAUACAUACUGCAUUAUUACGUUUGGGUGAUUUACAUAGAUACUUUUUCUCUUUCGAGAUACAAAAUCAAAUGCAAAUGUCUAAGCAAAAAGCUGCAAUAUACUAUCUAGAAGCGUUUAAAUUGAAUUCAUCAGUGGGUGUGGCACAAAAUCAAUUAGGCAUAUUAUUCAAAGGAGAAAACUACGACUUGGACUCCAUUUAUCAUUAUCUCUAUUCACUUGUGUGCUUAACUCCUUUCCAAUUCAGUGAGAAGAAUGUUUGUGAACUGUUAACAAAACAUUUAUCAUAUCUGCAGGUGAUGGAUGUGGUUAAAACUGGAUUAAGUUUGAAAGAUUUUUUUGCUCGCUUCUAUUUAGUAGUUGACAUAUUCUUUUUUGACAAAGAUGUAUCUGAUUUUAAUACUAUCUGUCACUGUGUGAUAUCUGAUUUACAUAUAGUGCUAUGUUCGAAAUCCUUCAACAUCACCGAUGCGAGUAUUUUUAAAAUAGUUUCAAUACUUUUCUUCUGCUUGUCGAAGCUAAAAAGGAUCAAUUCUAAUAAAAUAUCAUUGUUGAAUGCAUUUUUGGUGGCAGUAUGCUCCACAUUAAUGGAAUCAUGUAUCAUAAAUUUAGAGCAGACGAUUUUAAGAAAAUCUGCUGAAAUUGCGGAUUUUCAGGAAAUGUACUUAAAAAAAUUUGACGAAUGUCCUAUGAAUGUUGCACGUUUUAGCAAAAGUCAUCAAAAGGAGAGGAAAAAUGCUAAGAUUCAGAGUCCAAAGCUAAUAUUGUCUAAAUCAAGAGCAUGCCAGUUGUUGCGUAAUGAAUCACUAACCAACAUCAAUCCAGACAGUAAUCUACACAGCCAACAACAAUCUAUGGAUGGUUGUGAAGAGAUUUUUAACCCAAUAUCUGCAUGUCCAAGUGAUCAAGAUAAGCGGUCAUACUCUAUCAAGAGUGAGGAAAGUGUUAUGAGACCACGUCGCCGCCGACGUGAAAUUAUUGACAAUGAUAAUAGCACAAGUGAUGGUACGGAAAAUGUAUUGAAUAUAGAAUACUCGGCUGAUGAGGAAGAUAACAUUGAUCUAAAUUCUAAUUUUAAUAAUGAAAGCAACUAUAUUCAAUCGAAUUCUGUGAAAUUUAAUAGAUUUUACCAAUUUAAUCGAAAUGAAUAUUGUACUUAUGACAAUGAAUUAAUGAACAAGUUUUUAAAUGAUGUUGAAACUGAGCUUGUCAAUCUAGCAGGGUUUAGUGAAUAUGGUAAUAUAAACGAUAUGCCUACAAUAGCUACUGCUAAUAGACUUGGUACUUCUAUUGAGAUUCAAGCUACUGCUAAUAGGCCUGGUACUUCUACUGAGAGUCAAGCUACUGCUAAUAGGUCUGGUACUUCUACUGACACUACAGUUACUGCUAACAGGCCUGGUACUUCUACUGAGAGUCAAGCUACUGCUAAUAGGUCUGGUACUUCUACUGACACUCUAGUUACUGCUAACAGGCCUGGUACUUCUACUGAGACUCUAGUUACUGCUAAUAGACCUAGUAUUAUAAAUAAAAAUGAUAUGCCUACCUCAUCUGAAAAUGUUGAUAUUAUUGUUGUAGAGGAAGGUAAUAUAUUUCCAAAUAAUUCUGAUGCAGUACAACCUUAUUUUGAUGCUUUUCAAUUAAGCUUUAAUAAUCAAAAAUUAAACGGCAAAUAUUCCAAUACUAAGGAAAUUAAAAAUGAUAUUGAUGAUGUAUGUCAAGAUAAAGGUAAAGAAAAAAUAGAGUGUUCCACUAAACAUACACAAAAACCAUUCACAAAAUUUAGACAUUGUAAAAAAUAUACAAAGAUAAAUCCAAAUGUUAUUGUUAAUUUUGCAAUUAAUGAACCGACUCUACGAGCAUUAGCCAUACUGUUUAACUGGUUACGUUUAAAUACAGAGAUACUUUAUGAUUGUUAUCAGUCUAAUCCAGAGUUUAUAUAUAAAAUCAUGAAACUCAUUAACUAUUGUAAUAUCGAUAUAUGUACACCUAAGAUAUACUUUAAGCGAGAAUUCUUGCAGGUUCCUAAUAUACGCACCACUCUAAAAGCUCUGUUUGAUGUACGUACUAUUAUUCCUUUGUCGGAAGAUUAUGCCUUUAAACAGUUUAAUAUCUUUGAUGACAUACAGAAAGAAUUCGAUUGGGAAUAUUCUCAACGUGAGCGUGUCUCCAAUGAAGAGGAAUGUAUAUUGCGUUUAUUUAAAUUAGUAGAUAUUGGUUUUUUUAUAUGCAAACAAAAGAAGUUCGACUAUCGCUUUUGUUUUAAAUAUCGCCGCUUUACUCAAACCGCAAACUGGCAAUGGGGACAGAGCAAGUAUUUCCGAAGACGUGAAAGAGAUGCUACCUAUAAGCCUCAACAUAAACGUAACAAAAGACGGACUCGUCGAUACUUUGCUCGUAAGCAUGAUAUGCAAAAGACAUUCAAUAACCAAGAAAAGGAGCUUACCAUAGGAGAAGACAAGCAGACGAUAGAAAAGGCCAAAUCUAAUAUGCAUAAUAGUGUUUUGAAUAUUACGAAUACUUCAUCUUUAACAAUUACUACUGCCAUUGGUCAAAAGUUAACUAAGCAGUCAAGUAGUGGAGUUGCUGAAGAACGUUCUGACAUAAUAAAUGAUAAAGUAAGUAAACUAGAGAAGUUACGUGUUAUUACUGGUUCCGUUGUCACAGCAUUCAUUAUAUUAGAUACGAAGGCUCUAACAGAGUACAUUGGCAUUGUAAAAAAAUUGUUAGCCACUAAGCAGUUCGUUUUACUUAUACCAAAUGCAGUAAUUGAUAAUUUGGAUUACUUGAAAAAAACCAGCGAAAGUGCUCGUAAUGUUAUACGUUGGUUAGAACAAGAGUUCACUGUUGGUAAUUGCUUUUUACGUGCCCAACGUGACGAUGAACAUUUGCCUUUGCCUUCAUCAGUUUUGAAUAUGCCAAAGAAGGUGGAUAUAUAUACACUCUCCUUUAUAAAGAUUUUAAGUUUUUGCAAUUACCUCGUAACAAACUAUACAGAUGGCAAGUGUGAUAAAUUUGGCAGGAAUAUUGUAAUGUAUUUAUCUGGCGAUAUUUUAGCAGAUAAACAACGACUUAUACCGAAAUUUUCUUUGGACACACUAUUGGAUGCUAUUCCUUUACGUUAUCAACAAAUAUCCGAUUAUUACAAGGAAAUAAAAUUGGAUUAAACAUAAGAGACAUCAAACUUGAGCGUAACUUUAAGUAGUUUAACAACAAAUUAUAUUAUAAUUAUAAAUUAAAAUAAGAAAAUUAAUUUAAAAAUUA
Messenger RNA from Teleopsis dalmanni, 4031 nucleotides. RefSeq lists its product as uncharacterized. Gene Ontology annotation, biological process: nuclear-transcribed mRNA catabolic process, nonsense-mediated decay. The record is from RefSeq and is a predicted model, not a curated record. Gene Ontology annotation, molecular function: protein binding; telomerase RNA binding; telomeric repeat DNA binding. The transcript is spliced from 2 exons. NCBI's taxonomy places the organism in Eukaryota, Metazoa, Arthropoda, Insecta, Diptera, Diopsidae. Bases 191 to 3934 code for a protein of 1247 amino acids. Gene Ontology annotation, cellular component: telomerase holoenzyme complex.